This is a messenger RNA of Sphenostylis stenocarpa, 645 nucleotides long. NCBI's taxonomy places the organism in Eukaryota, Viridiplantae, Streptophyta, Magnoliopsida, Fabales, Fabaceae. The record is from the annotation of a GenBank genome assembly.
AUGGCUAUGAUUCCUAUCAUAGUACUAGCAUUAUCUCUGGUUUCUGCAUCACAUAUGGGUGAGGCAGAAAAACUUGUGCCUUCUCCUUUCGCUGUUUGUUUGCCUGUAUUUGAAUACUUUCCCGAUUGCUUGGAAUUCCUUGUGGGGGAUCCAAAUUUUCAUUGGCCCCCAACAAGAUGCUGCAAAAAUGUGGUUGUGCUUAACAAGUUAGCCCGUUACGCGACAGGCCCCAGAAUCAUCUGUUGGUGCAUUGAGGUCAUGGUUAAGGGAAUGACACCACCAUUAAUUCAUCUGUAUAUAGAUGGAAGGCAAAUGAAAUUCAACUUAAAGAGACACAAGAAACCAAAACUCCAACCUUUUCUUCUCUCUUUCCUCCCCCCAUUCCACAUUUUCCCCAAAUUCCCAUCCAGAUUCGUCUUCCUUCCACGCCACACACUCUCCAUGAAGAAGUCCGGCCUCCUCGCUGCCUCCGUUGCCGCCGCAUCCGCCACCGCGGCCUCCCUUUCCUCCUCCUCCUCCCAUCAGGAUGAGAGCAGAACCCGCGACAACGCUUCGUCGCAGAGUUCUUCUUCUUCGACGGAGAAAUUCGCUCCCAGAUUUGAUGGCUUGCGUUUCAUUGAAACCCUCGUAACUGCCCAUAGAUGA